Messenger RNA from Musa acuminata AAA Group (dessert banana), 1386 nucleotides. Its product is annotated as caffeic acid 3-O-methyltransferase-like. Gene Ontology annotation, molecular function: S-adenosylmethionine-dependent methyltransferase activity; protein dimerization activity; O-methyltransferase activity. The record is from RefSeq and is a predicted model, not a curated record. Gene Ontology annotation, biological process: methylation. The transcript has 4 exons. Lineage: Eukaryota; Viridiplantae; Streptophyta; Magnoliopsida; Zingiberales; Musaceae. The coding region runs from base 84 to 1178 and encodes 364 amino acids.
CUUAACAAUUUGAUCCGGAGUUAUAGAGCUCCUCUCUUCCUCUUCUAUUAUCGCCUCCCACUUCAGCAUCUCUCUUUGUAAGGAUGGGAUUCACCAAGGAAGUGGUGCAGCAGCUGAGCCCCGGGGAGGAGGAGGAGGAGGCACGCAUGCUCGCCAUGAGGCUGGUGACGGGAUCCUGCCUCCCAAUGAUUCUCAAUGUGGCCAUCGAGCUCGAGCUCCUCGAGAUCAUCGUCAAGGCUGGCCCCGGCGCCAAGCUGAGUCCCGACGACAUCGCCACCCAGCUGCCCACCGAGAACCCACAGGCGGCCGAUAUGGUAGACCGGAUCCUCCGCCUGCUCGCCGCCAACGGCGUCGUCAGUUUCUCUGUGGAGUCCGGCGACGAUGGGCGCCCCUCGUGCAAGUACGGGGCCACGCCUGUCUGCAAGUACCUGACCAAGAACGAGGACGGCGUGUCCAUGGCCGCUUUCUGCUUGCUGAUCCAUGACAAGGUCACCAUGGAGAGCUGGUACUACAUGAAGGAUGCGGUGUUGGAGGGCGGCAUCCCAUUCAAGAAGGCCCACGGCAUGACGGCGUUCGAGCACCACGGCGGCGAUCCACGGUUCAACAAGCUGUUCAACGACAGCAUGAGGAACCACUCCACCAUCUUGAUCAAGCAACUGCUGGAGACCUACCGCGGCUUCGACGACGUCAAGGUGCUCGUCGACGUCGGCGGCGGGACCGGCGCCACGCUCCACAUGAUCACCUCCAGGCACCCGCACAUCAAGGGCGUCAACUUCGACCUCCCUCUUGUCAUCGCCAGUGCACCGACCAACCCAGAUGUAGAGCACGUAAGCGGCGACAUGUUUGAGAGCAUUCCGGGUGGAGGAGACGCCAUUUUCAUGAAGUGGAUUCUUCACGACUGGACUGAUGAGCAGUGCGCGAGAAUACUAAAGAACUGUUGGAAGGCUUUGCCGGAGGAAGGGAAGGUGAUAGUAGUGGAAUACUUGCUUCCCGUGAUUCCGGAGCCCGAUUCCAGAUCGCAAGGUGUUUUUUUCUUGGACAUCGGGAUGAUGAUACACACUGGAGGGAGAGAGAGGACACAGGAAGAGUUUGAGGCAAUGGCGAAGGAAGCAGGGUUUACAGGGUUCAAGGCCACCUACAUAUCUCUCUAUUCUUGGGUUAUGGAGUUCACAAAGUAGAUAAAAGAAAGAUCUAUGUCAUGUGCUGCUGUAGUAGAGUAGAAGAUAUACAUGCCUUAUGUAUUGCUUUCAGCUCCCUGCUGCCAUAGUAAGCUACCACGAGGUCGAGAGACCUCCGAAUGGACUUUGCUACGCUUUGAAAUCAGACUUUGCGACAGUGCUGUAAUAAGAUUCCAAAAGUUAUAUGUUUAUGAAGGUUUUGCUCGUA